This is a messenger RNA of Coregonus sp. 'balchen', 3240 nucleotides long. Lineage: Eukaryota; Metazoa; Chordata; Actinopteri; Salmoniformes; Salmonidae. The record is from the annotation of a GenBank genome assembly.
AUGCCCUAUGUGCUCGUUAGUACUCAGAUCCGGCUGGUUAGUAUUCCUCUCCUCGUCAUGUCAUACAGUAUGCAUGCUUGUAGUUGACGCACGCAAUGUUAGACUCGAAAUGUUUUGUAAUGGCAGGCUAUGGCUCUGCAACAAUGUAGCCGAUUUGGACAUUUGUCGCUUAUCACAUGUCAACCUAUAUCCUGUUAUGCAACAUUGUAACAUUUACAAACGUGGAAGCAAAACAAAUAGCCUACAAACUACAGGGCAUAGCAGGUCGCUUCUGGUUUAUGGUGUUUUUUUUUUAUACUGUGCCCCAAAUGAAAAACACAUGUUCACUGUUCAGUCAGAUAUAUAGGCCUAUUUAUGUGCAUAUUGGGUCCAUUGUUUAUGAGAUUGUGGAUGGCCUGCCAUGCAUUUGGGCCCUAUAAAAUCUGCGAUGCGGAGAAUCCAGACAUUAAAACUGUAUUCAACAAUAUUCAAACAUGUAUUGAAAUGUAAUUAAUUUGCACAAGUUUAUUAUAAGAAAGACAUGGACAGAAUGCAUCAGUGUUUUGUAUUUCUUGCAAGUUUUUAAAGAGGCAACGGCAUGAGAAUGCCCUGUGUCUGUGGGCCCUUUCGAGUGGAUCACUCGUCAAGUAGUUGGAGUGGAUCACUCUUGUUAAGUCACGCCUUUCAAAGUGUAUUGCAGGUUUUCAAAAGUGUCCUACUAGCGACUACACGUCGUCGACAGCAUGAACUUUAUAAAAAUAAUUUGAUCAAAGGUCAUUUCGUUUUUGAUAAAGUCGCUGCACUUGCUUUACAUUUGAAAUGUUACGUAAUUUAGCAGACGCUCUUAUCCAGAGCGACUUACAGUAGUGAGUGCAUACAUUUUCAUUUUUUUUCUUUCAUUCUGGUCCCCCUUGGGAGCCAGACGUGUAUAGCGGGAACAGAAAUGUUGGUGACCCACAACCCUGGCGUUGCAAGCGCCAUGCUCUACCAACUGAGCUACACGGGACUGCUUCUCACCAACUGCACCUUGCAGCCAUCACCUGCAUUGUGGGAGGCACUAUUUGUCAACACUCUUUGCACAAUUCUAAAGCUACAGGGGGAUACAAAGGAAAGUGAUAUUUAAGACCUCUCUAUAACCAAUUCAUUGUUUUCAGUUUGUGAGUGUGUGGUAUGGGGGUAUAGAAAAGUUUAUUUCUACAUUUAUGAUGAAAAACUUGUAUAAACAAUAGCAGCUAUGUUGAUACUGCCAAGUUGAUAUGAACCUUGCUGUUAGAAAACCACUAUAGUGUCAGACUUUCGGCUGUCGCAGACAGGGCCUUAACAGGGUUUGAGUUGGAAAAAAAACUGUUAAAAAUGCUAUUUGGAGAACAGCAAAAGCAAGCAAAAAUUACCCCAGCCAUUAUCACCUUGGCUGCCUUAAGUUAAUUCACCUCAAUCGAUUUUAGCUAUACAAUUAUAAUGUUAUACCUCUGAAAGGGGGGAAAUAUGAUACAUUAUUCACACCAAAAACGUAUGACAUUUUUAGAAUUGUAUUGUUUGCAUUUUGAUUGCAUUUUAAUGUAGGCCUAUAGGGAAGAUAGGCCAUGGAGAUGUUCAAACAUCUUUUUUUUUACAGAUUUUCUCAGGGGACCCCACAUGGGGAGCCACAUACUAACAUCUCUCUGUGUCUCCUCUGCCUUCUCCUGCAUACAUUGCAGCCUGCCUCAGCCUCACCACUGAGCGCCACAUCACUGUAAUAAUAUAAUAGCAUAAUAUAUGCCAUUUAGCAGACGUUUAUCCAAAGCGACUUACAGUCUCCAUAGCCUACUCUCUGUAAAGCAAAGUUAUUAUGAGAACAUAGUAGCGUAUUUUUUGCUCCUGCUGAGGUAGACUCCGUUUAACGUUAGCUUCUUACUUCAUCCUUCUAGCUGGCCGGAGUCUUUCAACGUUACGGCAACAGAAGUCUCUGCCGGCAGAUAGCCACCUGACUGACAGUUGUGCACUCAUUCUCCGAGAGUCGUUUUUUGUUUUGUUUGCUGGAUGUCUGUAGGCACCGCAGUCGGCAGGACGGUUUUAAAAUGGCCUUUUGUCCAGCAUCUCGCAAACACACUGUCAGCAUCGUCUCUAGUUGCCUACUUGAGCCGCCUCAGAGCUGGGGUAGUUUGUGCCGCGAGAGGGCGGAGUUAACCGUUUGAGAGUGGUGAAUGUGCUCCCAAAAAGGCAAAUCCAGAAGGCAAAUCCGGAAGACGCAGGCGAACAUAACGAACUACCCACUGUUCAUGAUUCCACUCGUUCGCAGAGGCUGGCGCGAUUAGAACUUAGUCAGAUAAUGAAUAUAAGCAUUCUGCGCUUUUAUUAACAUUGGGAGCAAUAUUUAAUUGUUGACCCGUAAUUUAUUUUCUUUGUUUACAAAAUAUUUUUGUAUUCUUAUUUUUUUGGGGAAAAAAUUAGAGGUCUGGACCUCGGUGUCCUCAUAUGUAGUUACGGCCAUGAUCACAAAUAUCUAAUUAAUGAACGAAAUAUCAUGAAAAUGUAUUGAGGCUGAUGCAGGUGAGCUAGGAUAGAAAGUGAUCCUCAGGCCAACAAGGACAUCUCUCUUUAGUAUGUCUGCCACACUGAAUGCUGUAAAAAAGAGACAUAGUGGCAAUAAUGUAGUGUUCUUUUUCAGGAGACUGGGCCAACCAUGGUAGGAGAUGAAUACUCUGACCCAGCCAUAAUGAACUACCUCGGCGCCAGGAAAACCACCAUGCUGGGGAACAAUUUGUGAGUGUUCAGUAUGUCACUGGUGACUCCAUCCUUACUGUCAGGAAAUGGCUCUUACUUUCAUAGCCCAAGAUCAUGACAAACAUUUGAGUCAAUCACAGAGCCAUGGAACAAUGGUGUGAAAGUAAAAUUGUACCAGAGCAGAAGGGAGACUGCUGUUCUGUAGUUUGAGAAGAGACCAGCAGAGCUGAUGGAACACAGAACAGGGAAGUGUUGUCGUUGCAGAUCUGCCACAAGUGCUUUUGGGAAAUGAACCAAGGUGUUGAGGGAAUAAUCACAAAAACACAAUCCUGGCUCAUUGAGCUGAGUCCUCCUGCGUGUUAGCACUCCAGACAGAGUUAACAAUGAGUUUUACAUUUGUGAAAAACAAAGCUUUGUGCCUCUUGCAGCUCGGAGUACCAUGUGGACGACUCUCCGCGGUUGGUGUUGGACAAGCUGGAGAAGAUUGGCUUCCGUGUGGUGACGAUGACGGGCGUGGGACAGACGCUGGUGUGGUGCAUGCACAAGGAGACAGACUGA